GCCUUAUAAAUUUAAAACCCUAGUUACCUCCCUCACUCCAGAUCACCAUUUCCUCUGGGACUUGUGUGAUCUCUUCAUCAUCUUCUUCAAUCAUCAUAUAUAUAAAUCUUUACUGUAUAUUAUCUGAUAUAUAUAUAUAUAUAUCGAUGGAGAAAGUAACGAACUUGGCUUCGAAAUACAACAUCCUGAUCUUCAGCAAGAGCACGUGCUGCCUGUGCUACGCAGUGCAGAUACUGUUUCAAGAACUGAAUGCCCAUGCUCACGUGCACGAGCUCGACCAGGACCCCGACGGCAAGGAGAUCGAGAAGGCCCUCAUCAGGAUGGGCUGCAGCGGCCCUGUACCCGCCGUCUUCGUCGCCGGAAAACUCCUCGGAUCCACCAAUGAAGUCAUGUCCCUCCACCUCAGUGGCUCCCUCAUUCCCCUCCUCAAACCUAAUCAGCAGUCCUGUUCUGCCUGUUUGUCCUAAUUAACUCCAUUCCCACCAUUCCUCUCCUUCAUUCCAUUCCAUGAAUUAAUCAAUAAGAUCGUCAUCAUCAUCCAUUAAUUAGUAUCUCUUGCUGUCGUGCUGUUUGUCGAUAAAUUAAGCUAAGAAGUGUGCCCGGGUUCUAUUAUUAUUAUAUUAUCUUUAUUAAUGUGGAUAGAUUUGUAUUUAGCUAGUUAUGCUUUCUGCUUCUGCUCACUGGAAAAAAAUGGAGUAUGUAAAAAUGUGAUGUAGCUUUGCAAUUUUACCAAUUAAUAUAUUUUACUUCACGUUGUAGAA
Messenger RNA from Andrographis paniculata, 761 nucleotides. Its product is annotated as monothiol glutaredoxin-S9-like. Gene Ontology annotation, cellular component: cytoplasm; nucleus. The transcript has a single exon. Bases 147 to 467 code for a protein of 106 amino acids. The record is from RefSeq and is a predicted model, not a curated record. Lineage: Eukaryota; Viridiplantae; Streptophyta; Magnoliopsida; Lamiales; Acanthaceae.